This is a messenger RNA of Hibiscus syriacus, 1547 nucleotides long. RefSeq lists its product as uncharacterized. NCBI's taxonomy places the organism in Eukaryota, Viridiplantae, Streptophyta, Magnoliopsida, Malvales, Malvaceae. The record is from RefSeq and is a predicted model, not a curated record. Gene Ontology annotation, cellular component: cell wall; plasma membrane. The transcript has 3 exons. Bases 239 to 1396 code for a protein of 385 amino acids.
UUAUGGAGAAGAAGUCGGUCUGAAAAUACAAAUAAUAGAGAUUUGCUCCGCCCAUUGCUGCUGCUGCUUGCUUGCUGUAAAGCAUCAGUUUUGUUGUCUCUUUAAUUAACACGCCAUUUAUGCUAAUUAUUAUUUUCUCUUCCUAACCCGUUGCUCGCUAUAAAUGCAAGCACUUGGAUCCAUACCCUCCUAAGUCAUUACUCUCUAUCUCUGUCUCUCUCAUCUCUCACAAAGAAAAAUGACGAUAUCUGCUUCAUUAUUGUUUGCCUCCGCCCUGAUGCUCACCGUGUGUGCUUUAGGCCCCAACACUCUUGUUUCUGCUAAACGAGUUGCUCCACGUUAUGCUUAUUCCAAAGUCGCUUCUAAGCCUUUUGAAGGAUAUCUCGCAAAUGGGAACUUCGAAGAACGGCCAAAACCAACAGCAAUGAAGAAAACGGUACUUAUAGGUCCAAAUGCACUUCCCAAAUGGACUAUCAAAGGGUUAGUGGAGUACAUCUCGGGCGGGCCUCAGCCUGGUGGAAUGUUUUAUGCCGUCGCCCACGGCGUCCAUGCCGUGAAGCUCGGCAAUGAGGCCUCCAUUUCUCAGACCAUACCGGUAAAACCAGGCGUGCUCUAUGCACUGACCUUUGGUGCGUCCAGAACCUGUGCACAAAAUGAGGUGUUGAGAGUCUCGGUGGGUACGCAGUCAGGGGACCUCCCAUUGCAGACCUUGUACAGCAGCUUCGGCGAUGAUGUUUAUGCUUGGGGUUUCGUUCCCAAAACCAAGUAUGCCACAGUUGUAUUCCACAAUCCUGGUGUUCAAGAAGAUCCGACCUGUGGUCCGUUGUUGGAUGCUGUUGCUAUUAAGGAGCUUGUCCGUCCAAUGCCUACCAGAGAUAAUCUGGUAAAGAACCAUGGCUUUGAAGAGGGUCCUCAUCGCCUGGUAAACUCGACUAAUGGUGUCUUGCUACCUCCCAAACAAGAGGAUUUCAUAUCUCCACUCCCAGGCUGGAUCAUCGAAUCACUUAAAGCGGUGAAGUUCAUCGAUUCAAAGCACUUCAAUGUCCCGGCCGGAUAUGCCGCAGUUGAGCUCGUUGCAGGGAGAGAAAGUGCUAUUGCCCAGGUUCUCAGGACCGUCCCCAACAAAACAUACAAGAUAACAUUCAUCAUCGGAGAUGCUCGGAACGGUUGCCAUGGAGAAAUGAUGGUGGAGGCAUUUGCCGCCAAACAAACCGCCAAAGUUCCCUUCACAUCUAGAGGAAAAGGUGAAUUCAAGGCUGCAAGCUUGGUGUUCAAAGCAGAUUCAGCCAGGACAAGAAUUACAUUCUACAGCUCUUACUACCACACGAAGAGCAAUGACUUUGGGUCUCUUUGCGGUCCUGUUUUGGAUGAAGUUCGGGUUUACCCUAUUGCUUAGAUGCCAAGUUUUUUUUUAUCUACAAGCGAAGGAUAUUGUAUUUUUAGCUGUUAGAAGGCUCAAUGAUCUAAAACCAUAUAUGGCGAAAUGUGUUGCCAUUGUUCGCUUUCAGGUCACGAUGAAUAUUAUAUUUAAAAAAAGGAUUUCAACA